AUGGCGCCAGAGCCUCUGAUUGGCUCGUUCACCGCCUCACGGUGGCGCCCGGCGGGCAUCACCGGGCGGGGUCAGCUGACACGCGGAGGGGAAACCAGGAGCUCCGCCCACGUCCCGGCCGGCCAGAGACCCGGGGGCCCUCAGAUCUGGGGGCCUUCAGACCCGGGGGCCCUCAGAUCUGGGGGCCUUCAGACCCGUGGGCCCUCAGACCCGGGGGCCUUCAGACCCGGGGGCCCUCAGAUCUGGGGGCCUUCAGACCCGGGGGCCUUCAGACCCGGGGGCCUUCAGACCCGUGGGCCUUCAGACCCGGGGGCCUUCAGACCCGUGGGCCUUCAGACCCGGGGGCCCUCAGACCCGGGGGCCUUCAGACCCGGGGGCCUUCAGACCCGGGGGCCCUCAGAUCUGGGGGCCUUCAGACCCGGGGGCCUUCAGACCUGGGCCCCUAACUGGGGCCACACCAGACGCUCGCCACUUCAGAAGCCUAACCAGCUCCACCUGUCCUCCACCUUCUGCGCAGCUCUUCUGGAGCAGCCUCCGUCUCCCGCCACCUCCCCUGCGGCGGACGCCCACCUGGUGCCCACCAACCCUCUGUACCCCUCCAGCUGCCCCGGGACCCCCCCGGCCCUGGAGGAGUCCUGGAGACAGCCUGGUCCCCGUACCGCCGCUGGGGGAGCCAACCAAACCAAGGCCCCCCUGACAGAUCUGAAGUGGGCCCCUGAACCAGGCUCCAAGGGCCGGCUCAGGGAGGGGCCCAGCGGCAUGGGGGCCCCCGGCAGCCUGGGGCCCCCCGGGAGCGUCCGGGAGCGGGGGGAGGGCAGAGACCACUCCUCAGACGAACUCAACAGCAAAUUCCGCUCGCAGUGCCUCCACUCCUCGUCCUCCUCGUCCUCCUCCUCUUCGUCCUCGGCCUACGAGAUGGCCCAGGGCCCCAGCAGCCCCGAGACGGAGACCACGCCCACCGGGGUCUCCCCCACGAGCCCCCUGCUGGCCCGCUCCCCCUCCACCAAUCAGCCCUUCCCCCCGCCCGGCCACGCGCCCCUCCAGCACCCCCUGUCCCCCUCGGGGGCCCUGACCCUCCCCAAGCUGCGGACCCCCCUGGCCCCCAGGGACAGCGUCCAGCUGGGGAAGAAGCACUGCAGCCAGCCGCCCCCCGUCCUGGACCGGCUGCACCCCCUCAACGCCAGCCCCGCCCCCACAAGCCCCGCCUCCUCCUCCUCCACCCUCCACAGCACCGCCCCCCCCCCCUUCGCCCAGCUGGUGGAGGAGACGGACAUCGACGACGGGACCCCCGACGCCAUGGACGGGGUGGUGGAGGGGCCGGUGGCCCCGGAGCCGGCGUCCCCCGGCGGGGGGGCCCUCGCUGGGCCGGUCGAGGACCCGGAGCGGCGGGACGCGGAGGUCCUGAAGCCGCCCACCCCCCCUCUCCACCGGCUCCCCUCCUGGGAGAGUCGUAUCUACGCCGUGGCCAAGUCAGGGAUGAGGGUAUCGGAGGCCGUGCCUGCGGCCAGGGGGGCUGGGAGAGGUCUCCAGUGCCCUGCCUCAGGGCCGUUCCCCCACCUCAUCUACAAGAACAUCAACGUCCCGGUGUUCACCACGCUGAAAGGGAAAGCCACUCAGAUCAGCAGCGUCCCGUUGGCCGACGAGGACUCGGGCUCGGAGGACGACAGCGGCUCCCUGGCCAGCCUGAGGACCUCGGCCCCGGGGCCCGACCGCAAGGGCAGCGGCCCUGGGAGCCCGCGCGCCGCCAAGAGAGGGGUGUCCAUGUCGUCGGUCGGCUCGGAGAGCGACUACGCCAUCCCCCCCGAUGCCCACUCCCUGGACAGCGACUACUCUGAGCCCGAGCUCAAGGUCCAGCGCACCUCGUCCUACUCCUGCGGGAGCAGCAGCGGGCCGGAGGUGCUGGAGAAGUCGGGCUACCUCCUGAAGAUGGGCAGUCAGAUCAAGGCCUGGAAGAGGCGCUGGUUCAUCCUCCGCAACGGAGAGAUCCUCUACUACAAGUCUCCGAGCGACGUGAUCCGGAAGCCCCAGGGCCAGAUGGAGCUGACCUCUUCCUGUCGGAUCGCCCGCGGAGAGGGAGCUCAGACAUUCCAGCUGGUGACGGAGAAGAAGACGUUCUUCCUGACGGCCGACUCGCCCAACAUCCUGGAGGAGUGGAUCCGCGUGCUGCAGAACGUCCUGAAGGUCCAGGCCAGCGGGCCCGUCGCCGUGGAGACCGCCUCCAAGCCCGCCGCCAGGGGCUGGCUCACCAAGGUCAAACACGGACACUCCAAGCUGGUGUGGUGCUCUCUGGUCGGCAAGGUCUUCUACUACUACCGCAACCAGGACGACAAGCUCCCCCUGGGCCAGCUGCGGGUGCGGGACGCGGUGGUCCAGGAGGUGGACCGCUCCUGCGACUCCGACGAGGACUACGAGGCGGGGGCCCGGGGCCCUGGCCCCCGGGGGGCGGGGGGCCGGGGGUUCCUGUCCUCCCACUGCACCCUGGUGGUCCAGCCCUGGGAGCAGAGCCCCACCUACCUGCUCAUCGGCACCAAGCAGGAGAAGGACACGUGGCUGUACCACCUGACGGUGGCUGCGGGCAGCGGCGCCGGCCUCAAGGUGGGCACGGAGUACGAGCAGGUGAUCGGAAAAUUACUGGACGCAGAGGGAGACCCUGACUCGGUCCUGUGGGGCAGUGUGGCUCUGUGCUGCUCUCAGGAGGGUCUGCGCUGCUCUCUCACCACGCUGCCGUCCGACGCCCUCCAGACUGAGGCCCUGAAGCUCUUCAAGUCCUGUCAACUCUUCAUCAACGUCCUGGUGGAGUCUCCCUCCAUCGACUACCACACCUCGCUGGCCCAGAAUGCACUGCAGGUGUGCCUGACCCACCCGGAGCUCCAGAACGAGAUGUACUGUCAGCUGAUCAAGCAGACGCACCGACGCACGCCAAACAACUACUCCCUAACGCAGUGCUGGCAGCUGCUCUCUCUGUGCGUCGCUCUAUUCCUUCCCCAACAACACUUCCUGUGGUACCUGAGGCAGUACCUACAGCGCAUCGCCGACCCCAAGAGCGAGGUGGGGAAGUACGCCGUGUACUGCCAGCGGUCCCUGGAGCGCACGCUGAGCAGCGGGGAGCGCGAGGCCAAGCCCUCCCGCAUGGAGAUCGUGUCCAUCCUGCUGAGGAACCCCUACCACCACUCGCUGCCCUUCAGCCUGCCCGUGCACUUCAGCAACCAGGCCUACCAGGUGGUGGGCUUCGACGGCUCCACCACGGUGGAGGAGUUCCUGGGCCCGCUGAACCAGAGGGUGGGCCUCAGGAAGACCCAGCUCUCCGGCUUCGCCCUCUUCACCGACGACCCCUCCGGGAAGGACCUGGAGCACUGCCUGCAGCCGUCGGCCAAGAUCUGUGAUGUCAUCUCCAAAUGGGAGCAGGCCCUGAAAGAACUGCAUCCUGGGAAAUAUGAGGGGACGAGAAUCGUUCGUCUGACGUACAAGAGCAGGCUGUGUUUCCGAGCUCAUGCCAAGGGCGAGACGGAGCGAGAGCGCCUCCUGCUGGCCUACCAGGUGAACGACGAGGUGCAGGGCGGACACUUCCCCGUCAGCAAGGAGCUGGCGCUGGAGGUGGCCGCGCUCAUGGCUCAGGUCGAGCAUGGGGACCUGGAGCGACCCACACCCCCCUCCUCCUCCUCCCCCCCCUCCCCCCCCUCCCCCGUCACACCCGGCUCCCCCUCCUCCAAGGCCCAGCUGGUUCUGCUGCAGAUCAUGGAGCGAUUCUACCCCAAGCGCUACAAGCAGGACUGCACCUCAGACCAGCUCCGGGAGUUGACAGAGCGGCUCGCGGCUAAGUGGUCGAUGCUGCGCGGCAGAAGUGCGUCCGAGUGCGUGCGGAUCUACCUCACGGUGGCCAGGAAGUGGACGCUGUUCGGGGCCAAGCUCUUCAGCGCCAAGCCCGUGCCCCCGUCGCAGGCGGAGCAGAGCGAGGCCUGGCUGGCGGUGAGCGAGGAUGGCCUCUUCGUGUUGGACCACACCAUGCACACGCUGGCCACCUACCCCUACCAGUCUGUCAUUACCUUCGGCGGUUACCGUGACGACUUCAUGGCGGUGGUGAGCCAGCAGAGGGAGCCAGGCGCGCCCAAGAAGAGCGUGGAGAAGCUGGUGUUCUCCCUGGCCAAGCCCAAGAUCCUGGAGUUGACUCUGCUCAUGGCCAGCUACAUCAACCACUGGAGCCCCGGGGGCCCCCCCCCCGCCCCCACGGGCCCCCAGUGGGACGGGGACAGCCGACACUUCCCCUGCAUGACCUACACCACCAAGAGCCCCACGCUACUGUGAAGCCCCCCCCCCCCCCCGGCCCAGACAACCCCCCCCCCCCCCCCGCCCCUCCGACCCCCGGACAGGACAGGAGCCCCCCUGUAGGACUUUAUGUAGUUUCAACGUAUGUAAACGAUGUCAAUGGUACGUAUGAAGAGUUCCUAACUUGGAUAUGGCCCAAUGAGGACUGUAUUUAUUUUUAUUUUCGGCGAUGAAGCAGAAGGGUGGAUCACUGUCUCCUCUCUUUUGCUUCUGAACCGAAGUGAUUUGGUUUAAGAAUAGAACAAAGGGGUGGCCCGGGACAGAGCAGGGUUUAAGAAUGGAACAAAGGGGUGGCCCGGGACAGAGCAGGGUUUAAGAAUAGAACAAAGGGGUGGCCCGGGACAGAGCAGGGUUUCCCCAGACGUACUUUUCAUCUAAUUUUGGCCUCGUCAAGAUGAGGUGUUUUUUUUUUUAUGCGAGGAAGGAGGAGAUGGGAGCCCUGCUGUGUUUCUAUACCACGGACGCGGAGCUACGGCGGAUCUUCAGACUCAAUCUGAAUAUUCUUCACUGGUGUGUGCUUGUGUACGCAGACCACCAGGUUAACUGUUGACCGAGGAAACAGGUUCUACAUCUGUUCAGAAAGGGACCGGUGAAUAGGAUUCCUCUUAACGUGAUCAAUAGUAUGUGUUAACUGGCUUUUUUUUUUUUUAUCAUCUUCAAAUGAGUGCAAUCCAUAAAAGUACAAUGAUAAGUUGUACCAACUCGCGGUUGUAAGUACUCAGUCUAGACUAUAAACUUAGUGGUACUAUAAAUCAAUGUUUUUUUGUUUCCAUAAAACUUGAGAUAUUUUUCGUCUGUUGAAGUACAGGCCAUAUGUUUGGACUGUCCAAGUCCUUUUUAAAUAAUGUUUUUUUACCCAGUGAAAUGCUGGGGAGAAUCAAAAUACUGUCAGUUCUAUAAAGAGCUUAAGGGGAAUGCCAGAUUUACUUAAUGUUUACCAGAACAUUCAAUCAUACUUAAGAUAAUGACAAGAUGUUUGUCAUUUUUGUCUUGAGUGUGGUGAUUGUUUACUUUUCUAAGCUACAGAUACUAUAGAUUCUAGCAUUCAAGAACUGUUAUUCUAAUAACUAGAUGCGACAGCAAAGAGAGACAUAUCAGCAUCCACAUUUAGCAGUCUUUACAAUGACAAUAUUCCUGUUUUUAUUAUAGUUUGUUUUGUUCAAGGUACAGCGUUUAAAAUUAAAAAAUGAUACAGGAACAUUAGGAUGAGCGGGAAAUUAUGUUUGAAUGACUUAAACUGUUAUUGGAUCAAACCACUGUCUAUUAAGUUAUUUAUUACGUUUGCCAUUGUUUGUUUUAAUCUUUUGAAAUAAUACAGAACUUUGACUGUCUUGUGCUACAGAGUGAUUGAGGAUCGGGGCAUGUGUACGAACAACCCCAGUACGCAUCAGGUGCACGAGUCCGGACGGCUGAAUGAGGACUGUUGGUCUGUAUGUUGUAUGUUUUUGAUCAAUAAAAUGAAAUGGGUAGGAUCAUCA
Molecule: messenger RNA, 5801 nt
Organism: Gadus morhua (Atlantic cod)
Lineage: Eukaryota; Metazoa; Chordata; Actinopteri; Gadiformes; Gadidae
Gene: plekhh1
Product: pleckstrin homology domain containing, family H (with MyTH4 domain) member 1
Exons: 27
Coding region: 1-4302 (1433 amino acids)
Cellular component (GO): cytoskeleton
Source: RefSeq, a predicted model, not a curated record